AUGAUGAUCGGGUAUCUGCUUGCGUUCGUCUUUUUUGUCAAUGUUGGAACUACAUUUUCCAAUACGAUUGACCAAAACUCAAGGAUCAUCAACGGUAGUCCGACGACCACUGGGAAACACCCGCACCAGAUUUCACUCCAAGUGAUUCGAAGAGGUCAAUGGUUCCAUAUAUGCGGAGGGUCCAUAGUCGGGAAAAAUUGGGUUGUGACCGCCGCACACUGUGUGGACAGCUUGAGGUGUCUCAAAGAUCCCGCUGACCUCUCGGGAAAUACCAUAGCCCUUGCCAAUUCUGGCGAGAACUUUGAUGGCCAAACAUGUACGAUCAGUGGAUGGGGACUUACUGAAACAGGCGGCCCGAACCAACUGCAGGAGACCGACGGUGUCAUCCUGACACAUAACGAGUGCCUUUCUACAUGGGGCACAGAUUACGACAGCAGUGCACACAUCUGUAUCGACAACAAGAACACUGGCGCCUGCUUUGGUGACAGCGGUGGCCCGAUGGUGUGUGUCCGUGGCUCGACCCGCGUGCUGGCCGGUCUGAGCUCCUGGGGCGAAUCAAGGUGUAUCACCACGUUCCCUGAAGUGUACACCAGGGUGCCCACGUACAGGGAAUGGCUCGACGAGACCAUGUUGAACUAA
This is a messenger RNA of Dreissena polymorpha, 639 nucleotides long. RefSeq names its product chymotrypsin B-like. Gene Ontology annotation, biological process: proteolysis. Lineage: Eukaryota; Metazoa; Mollusca; Bivalvia; Myida; Dreissenidae. Gene Ontology annotation, molecular function: serine-type endopeptidase activity. The transcript is spliced from 4 exons. Bases 1 to 639 code for a protein of 212 amino acids. The record is from RefSeq and is a predicted model, not a curated record.